AUGCCGCUCACAUCACGUUGGCAGACAGAACAAAUCCCCGACACUCACCUAGCUUCCUUACUCUUUACCUCACCUACUCACCCUGUAUCAAAAACCCACCGCUGCUAUUCUGACGCCGACAAUCCAGAAACCCACUACUUCACCACCCAUGACUUCCGCCUCUGGUGCCAACGAUUCGCGGCGGGGUUGCGCAAAUCCGGUCUCCAAACGGGCGACCGGGUGCUGCUGUUCUCCGGCAAUGAUUUAUUUUUCCCCGUUGUAUUUCUGGGUAUCAUAAUGGCUGGUGGUGUUUUCUCAAGCGCGAACCCGACUUAUGUAGCUCGGGAACUGGCGUAUCAGUUUCAGGAUAGCGGUGCGACGUACCUUCUCUGUGCGGAGUCUAGUCUGGACACGGGCAUUGAAGCGGCCAGACUAGCUGGAGUGCGCAGAGAUCGAGUCUUUGUCUUCAACAGUGACGUCUAUGACGGAUCAGGCCAGGCCCGGAAAGGCUGUCGCCACUGGGGAGAACUGGUAGCGUCCGCAGAAGAAGGAAGCAAGUUCGUCUGGGAAGAACUCUCAACCCCAGAGACAUCCAGCCGCACACUAGCCCUCAACUACUCCAGCGGAACAACAGGAAAGCCCAAGGGCGUGGAAGUCUCGCACAAGAACUAUGUGGCCAACACAAUACAGACAGGCUUCAUGGCGCAGUUGAGCCCGGAGUACGAAGCGAAAAUAGCUAAGGCGCGGUUGCUCUGCUUCCUGCCUAUGUACCAUGCAAUGGGGCAGACGAUAUUCAUUGCCAACGCUUUGCUUUCUGGGACCCCGGUGUAUAUUAUGCCGAAAUUUGAUUUCAUCGGAAUGCUCGAGUAUGUACAGAAGUUCCGCAUUACUGAGCUUAUCCUCGUGCCUCCGAUUAUGGUAAGGCUUGCAAAGCAUCCAGCUGUUCGAAGUGGGAAAUACGACUUGAGUAGCGUGGAGGCGAUUCGUUGUGGGAAAUCGAGAAGUUGGGGACCCAGACGGGUUGAUAUAAAGCAGGCGUGGGGGAUGACCGAGGUGACAUGCUCGUUCCUGGGAUGGGAUCCCAGAGAUGAGGGCAAUCCGGCAUCUGUUGGCAUGUUGUACCCCAAUUGCGAGGGCAUGAUCAUAGCCGACGAUGGAAAGACAGAGUUAGGCAAGCACCAACGCGGUGAAUUGUGGGUUCGAGGACCGAGUGUCAUGAGAGGAUACUGGCAAAAGCCUCAAGCCACACAAGAGACCAAAACAGCGGAUGGAUGGUUGAAGACGGGGGAUAUUGCAUAUGUCGAUGAUGAUGGGAGAUUCUAUGUCGUGGACCGGAUAAAGGAACUGAUCAAAGUCAAAGGCAAUCAAGUAGCACCAGCAGAGCUAGAGGGACUCUUGUUGGAGCAUCUUGCAGUCGCCGAUGUUGCUGUCAUUGGAGUACCUGUCAACGAUGACGAACGCCCUCGUGCAUACGUUGUAUUAAAGCCCGACCAGGGUGCCACAGCAGAGGAUAUUAUCAAGUUCAUGGAUGGGAAGGUGACCGCGGUCAAACGCAUUACUGGUGGUGUUGUCUUUAUAGAUGCGAUCCCUAAGAAUCCUUCGGGCAAGAUCCUACGUAAGGAGCUUCGGGAGAGGGCCAGGAAGGAGAUGAAGGGAGCUACUGCGAAGCUGUGA
This is a messenger RNA of Aspergillus glaucus CBS 516.65, 1653 nucleotides long. RefSeq names its product acyl--CoA ligase. Lineage: Eukaryota; Fungi; Ascomycota; Eurotiomycetes; Eurotiales; Aspergillaceae. The transcript is spliced from 5 exons. The record is from RefSeq and is a predicted model, not a curated record. Gene Ontology annotation, molecular function: CoA-ligase activity. Gene Ontology annotation, biological process: secondary metabolic process. The coding region runs from base 1 to 1653 and encodes 550 amino acids.